Molecule: messenger RNA, 1095 nt
Organism: Synchytrium microbalum
Lineage: Eukaryota; Fungi; Chytridiomycota; Chytridiomycetes; Synchytriales; Synchytriaceae
Exons: 6
Coding region: 1-1095 (364 amino acids)
Biological process (GO): pseudouridine synthesis
Molecular function (GO): RNA binding; pseudouridine synthase activity
Source: RefSeq, a predicted model, not a curated record
AUGAGUGGACCAAUGUAUAUAAAAUCAAAGCAGUUGACAGUGGGUGAUGAAUUUCACAAUCAACCAUUAUUGGGCUUCUUGAUGGCAUCUAGCCUACACUUUUCGAAAAACGUGGCAAGAUGGAAGGUGAUCAAGGCUGAAGUCACGAUAGAUCGAAGUGGCAAGACAUUUACUGCAUCGGCGGAUACGAAGGUGUCUACAGGUGAUGUAGUUAAUGUGAUGAUGGACAGCUCGCCGUACAAACUGGUUGGGAGGACUAGUAGGAGCGCAUCUGAGAAGCGUGAUGGUAUUAAUGAACAGAUUGCUGCAACGCUCGAGAAACUGCAAAACUCGGUCUUGUAUCGCGAUGCAGACAUCUUGGCCAUCAAUAAACCACAUGGCUUGCCAGUGCAAGGUGGCUCCAAAGUCUGGAUCCAUGUCGACAGAUUCCUACCAGAUCUCAAAUUCGAUUCCGAGAAUGUGCCCAAGAUUGUGCAUCGUAUAGACAGAGAUACUGCUGGCGUGGUAUUAUUAGCCCGAAACGAUGCAACAGCCGCCCGACUAUCUGACCUCUUCCGCAACUCUGAAAACCGUCUCGAGAAAACAUAUUGGGGCAUCCUCGUCGGUCGUGUCCCUGGUGUCCCGUCGUCAUCAUCAGAAUCAAAUCCAACAAAAGAGAUUGUAACAGGCAUAACUGAAGUGAAGGAACGUGGAAGAGACUAUAUGGCUGUAUGUCCCGCACCUAAUGAAUUGAUUAAUGAUGGGCAACUAGAUCACGAAAGUAAAACUGCUGUGACAAGGUAUGAGAUUGUUGCUACGACACCAAAUGCGUCGAUGAUACACUUUCAUCCCAUCACGGGGAAGAAGCAUCAGAUACGGGUUCACGCUGCUUCGGUAUUGAGGGCGUCUGUUGUUGGGGAUUACAAGUAUGGGAAUGGUGUCAGUGACAGAUUGAAGCCCCUAUUUCGAGAUCCGAAAACGAUACCACUACACUUGCAUCUUCGAGAAAUCACGCUCAAAAACUGGUUUGGUCCUAACGCUCACUUGAAGAUCACUGCACCUGUACCAAAAUACUUUGAACAGACAAUGAGACUGCUGGGAUUUGACAGGCGCUGA